This is a messenger RNA of Cavenderia fasciculata, 1047 nucleotides long. Its product is annotated as RNA-binding region RNP-1 domain-containing protein. Gene Ontology annotation, molecular function: mRNA binding. The coding region runs from base 1 to 1047 and encodes 348 amino acids. Lineage: Eukaryota; Evosea; Eumycetozoa; Acytosteliales; Cavenderiaceae. The record is from RefSeq and is a predicted model, not a curated record. Gene Ontology annotation, biological process: mRNA export from nucleus. The transcript is spliced from 2 exons. Gene Ontology annotation, cellular component: nucleus.
AUGACAGAUAAUAUUAAACUAUCAUUAGAUCAGAUCAUCAAGAAUAGAAAAAAGGAAAAGAGUAGUAAUAAAUCAGCAUCUACUAAAAUCAAGACACAACACAAGGUAAAAUCAACAACUACAACAACAACAAAAGUUAGUAAACCAUCAUCUUUAAAGAUAAAGAAAAAAGAGACCAAACCAUCUACACCAACCAAAUUAAGAAUUACAAUCAAGAAUGAUAAGAAAUCAUCAUCUCCUUCUUUAGUUGUUGGUGGUGGUGCAUCUAAAAAGUCUGGUGCUGGAGCCGGAGAACUAAAGUCAGGUGGUGAUUUAAAGACACUACGUAUGACAAUUGUAAAUGAUAAAUAUAAGCCUGGUAGCUCUGGUGCUGGUGCUGGUGGCAAGACAAUCAUCAAGAAACCAAUUGGCUUGCGUACCAAUAUCACAAGAUCAACUGAUGAAAAUGGAAGAGGAAAAAUUAAAAUAUAUAACAAGGCUCCAGGAGGAGGAGGAGGAGUAGACUAUCAAAGUAAUGGUAGUGGUGGUCAUGGUUAUGGUGGAGGUUACCAACAACAAAACAACAACAACAACGGUCUAUUUAAUAAUUAUUUCAAUAACAACAAUAAUAAUCAUAAUCAUAAUAAUGGUUCACCAAGUUUCUCUUCAAGCAAUGGUCAUCAUCAUGGUGGAGGAGGAUCAUCAUCACAUUUAUUAUCAAGCAGAAAUCCAAAUCACAACUGGUCAAAUAAUGGUUUUAAUAACAACAACAAUAGUGGUAGUUUUAGUAGUGGAGGAGGUUUUGGAAGCCCAAAGCCACAACAACUGUUUACAGGUGCCAGAGUUAAUGUAUCAAACUUAAACUAUGACGUAACACAAGAAGAUCUCAUCCAAAUUUUCCAAAGAGUUGGAGAGGUCAAGAGUCUCAACAUCAACUUUGAUCGAUCAGGUCGUUCCGAUGGUACUGCCACCAUUGUCUAUUCUCAUAGAAACAGUGCUGAUGAAGCUGUCAGAACCUAUCAAAACGCUCUUCUCGAUGGUAAACCAAUGAUUGUUCAUUUAAAUUAA